Messenger RNA from Folsomia candida, 970 nucleotides. RefSeq names its product Golgi-associated plant pathogenesis-related protein 1. NCBI's taxonomy places the organism in Eukaryota, Metazoa, Arthropoda, Collembola, Entomobryomorpha, Isotomidae. The transcript has 2 exons. Gene Ontology annotation, cellular component: extracellular region. The record is from RefSeq and is a predicted model, not a curated record. The coding region runs from base 89 to 814 and encodes 241 amino acids.
ACGGGUCUGACGUCUUUCCAAAAAUGAUAUAAAACUCGAACAAAGUUCUCGUUUGUACCAUAAUUUCAAAAGUUUCCAGGACUUCAUCAUGAAAACAGUUUUACUCCCGGUCGCCUUACUGGUGGCGUUGGUAGGAUGCAGCGAGGCCUUAAAACCAGCCCAACCCGAAAGCAAAUUGUACUUUGGUCCUAUUCCUCUUCCACUGAUUCCUCCAGCUUCUGUUUGCGUCGCUCCAUUGGGUUGCGUCAUGUUCAACAUUAUGUGCCCACCAUGUUACAAACCAGGUGGGGGUGGUUCUGGGUCGGGAACUUGUAGCGCGGCAAGACCUGGUGUUCCAACCGACAUUGUGACUCAACGACAAGCUGCCUUAGCUAAUGGAAACGAGUACCGAAGGAAACAUGGAGCUGCACCGCUCACUGUGGAUCCUGCUCUUGAAGCGGAAGCUCAGCAGUACGCCGAGUACUUGGCCUCCACCAAACAAUUUUUGCAUAGUCAACCUGCCGGAAGAUAUGGGGAAAAUUUGGCCAAGAUUCCCUGCUCAUCCACAAAUCCACCAGCCACGAUCGCUGGUGCUAAUACGGCGUGGUAUGGGGAAAAACCAAACUACUGUCCAGCCGGUGGGGCCGUUGACACCAAGGUCGCUGUCGCCGGUCAUUUCACACAGCUAGUCUGGAAGGGAAGUCAGAAGGUGGGGUAUGGCGCUGCGGUCGGCCCUGAUGGAUAUCUGGUCGUUGUCGCGAGGUAUACGCCACCUGGAAACGUGGCUGGGGCUGCUGCAGCUCAGCAAAAUAUUCAAUGUCAAGAAGUACCAUAAUUUAAUUAAUUAUUGGGGGAAGAAAUGGACUAAAAAUUGAACUUGAAUGUUAUGCAAAAUGUUCGUAUAUGGGCGAAAAUUUAUUCUCACAUAUUAUAUGAAUAAAAUUUCUCUAUAUUAUCAGGUUGCAAAUAAAUAUCUAACUUGACGGUUCGA